AUUCUCAAGAUGUUGUACCCUCUCCUUGCCGGCGCCUUUGUUACCGCUGCUCUUGCUUCGCCCAUUGCACCAUCCUUUGCUCCUCAUGAGCGGAGGCAUGCGCUGCCUCAAGGAUGGCUUAAGACAGAAAAGAUUCCGACUGGGUCGAUCCUACCAAUGCGUAUUGGGCUCGUCCAGUCGAACCUCGAAAAAGGACAUGAUCUGUUGAUGGAUGUCUCAACACACACGUCCUCCAACUAUGGCAAAUACUACUCUGCCGAGCAGAUCAACGAGAUCUUCGCCCCGGCUCAGGUCUCUGUCGACUCUGUCAUCGACUGGCUCGCUUCUCACCACGUGAACGGCAUUAGCUUGUCUGCCAACAAGCAAUGGCUGCAAUUCGAUGCACCUGUUGAGGUAGCUGAGAAGCUUUUCAAGACGACUUACCACGUCUACGAGCACGCAACAAGUGGCGGCAAGAACGUCGCGUGUGAUGAGUCAGUGGUCUUCAGUUUUAACUUGUCUGCUUUACAUUCUGACAGAUCCCAGNNAUAUCACGUACCUGAGCACCUGAGCAGGCACAUUGAUUACAUCGCCCCAGGUAUCAAGCUCUUUUCCCCAGCCAGGAGCGGGCAUACAGUGAACGACAAGAAUACUAUCGAGAAACGGACCUUCGGUGUAACAAAUGGCAAGGCAACAAAGCAACCACCGCUCCUCAAAGCCCUGCCAUUGGCGAUCAGUGAGCUUUUGGGCCUCGCCGAGCUUAGCCUUUGUCAAAUCGCCGCUACCCCAUCUUGUAUCGCAACACUUUACAACAUCACUCAGGCUACUAGCGCCCAAGCUGGUAAUGAGCUCGGUAUUUUUGAGGAUCUGGGCGAUGUUUAUUCUCAAACUGACCUGAACGAGUUCUUCUUGACCUUAGCCCANNNCUUGGAAGCCAUUGACGGAGCUGUGGCCUCUGUCAGUGUCGCCCAAGCCGGCGCUGAGUCUGAUCUCGACUUCCAGAUCUCGUACCCAAUCAUUUAUCCACAGAACUCUAUCCUCUUCCAGACUGAUGACCCAGUCUAUGAGAAUAACUACACCUACCCAGGGUUUUUGAACAACUUCUUGGACGCUAUUGAUGGCUCCUACUGCAGCUACGACGGUGGAAACUCCCCUCUCGACCCACCUUACCCAGACCCACAGCCUGGUGGUUACAAGGGCGCUCUUCAGUGUGGUAUUUACAACCCAACGAAUGUUAUCUCUAUCUCGUACGGUGGUCAAGAGGCAGAUCUCCCUGCGUCAUACCAGACGCGUCAGUGUUAUGAGUACAUGAAGCUUGGUAUGCAAGGGAUCUCCGUCGUGCUUGCAAGUGGAGAUUCGGGUGUCGCAGGACCAGCAGGCGAUGACAACGCAGAUGGCUGCCUCGGGAAUGGACAAAUCUUCAGCCCUGACUUCCCGGCGACAUGCCCCUACCUUACCACUGUUGGCGCAACAUACCUGCCGCCAGGGGGAAACGUCUUCAAGGACGAAGAGACCGCAGUGACCAGAUUCGGAAGUGGAGGAGGCUUCUCCAACAUCUUCGAGAUCCCAUCCUACCAAGCCGCCGCAGUAUCAAACUACCUCACCAACCAUCCACCACCAUACACUUCAUACUCCACUACUGAUGACGCAGACAUUGGUGCCGGUGGCGGUAUCUAUAACCGCAACGGCCGUGGUUACCCUGAUGUCUCGGCCAUCGGCGACAAUGUCCUGAUCUUCAACAAGGGUGCUCCAACCCUUAUCGGUGGUACCUCCGCAGCUGCGCCAGUCUUUGCAUCCAUUCUGACUCGUAUCAAUGACGAGCGUCUCAAAGCUGGCAAGAGCACUGUCGGCUUCGUCAACCCAACUUUGUAUGCCAACCCAGGUGCCUUCCACGACAUCACCACUGGAAACAACCCUGGAUGUAAUACCAAUGGCUUCUCUGCUGCCGCAGGCUGGGAUCCUGUUACGGGACUUGGAACUCCAAACUACCCAGCUUUACUCAAGGUAUUUAUGAGUAUCUAG
Molecule: messenger RNA, 2001 nt
Organism: Aureobasidium musti
Lineage: Eukaryota; Fungi; Ascomycota; Dothideomycetes; Dothideales; Saccotheciaceae
Source: the annotation of a GenBank genome assembly